AUGUCAUCCUUCUUCAGGCGGUCGCGUACUGGUUGUGUGGAUUGCAAGCAUCUCCGAAUCAAAUGCGACGAGUCGAAGCCAACAUGCAAGAGAUGUGAAGUGAGAGGUGUCGUAUGCGGUGGAUACCCUCUCCAGAUCCGAUGGGUCAAUGAUCCUUCUCCAACCGACGAGCCUGCCCGUGCCCUCAAGAAGCAACACCAAGGACAGCACAACAUCAUUGAACCCUCGGGUUUCUCGAGAAGCUAUGAGAACCAUACAAAAGCCCUCGAGCUCAGGACUGGAAGCAUCUAUCUUUCCGACGUACAUUGUAUGCUGGCGUUCCCGGACAGGCUUCAACUACAUAGCACAUUGGACAAAAACCUCUACGACCAUUCUGUGUCCACACUACCAAACUUGGUGUUUCUGAACAGAUUGCGUUCCCACGACAUCAACAACGCGCACAUAUGGGCCCUACACAAUGCCGACUCCGGCGUGCGUGCCGCAUUACUUCUAUCAUCCGCCACCCAUCUCUUCAUUAAAGGAUGCGUGCCCGAGGUAGAUUUUCUCAAGAUCCGACAAAGGGCGUUCCGCGCCGUCAGGACCGGAGUUGAAGCCAGCCUGGGACGUAGAACCAGACGCACCUCCAGCAUAUCCAAUUGCCUUUCCAUAACAACAAACGAGCAAAAGCCACCUUCGUACGGCCUGGACGUCCUCAUCACCGCCUCGCUCAAACUCGCCGCCACCGCGCUCAUCAACGGAGAGCUUCUCGAAAACGCACUUCCCAUCCUACAGGGCACCGCUUUCCUCGUCAUGGAACGCCAUCGAUUAGCCCGGUCGAACUCUAGCGACAUCUCAGCGAACGAACCCAACUCGCCAAUUCUAGCGAUAUCCGUCAGAAUGCUGGCCUACUUCGACAUCAUGUCGAGCGUGCCCUGCGCCCGAGCCCCCUACCUCCCUGAAGAAUACUGGCUCACAGACAAACAAUGCACAUCGCAAGAGAACAUCGACGGCUCCGGGCUCGACCCGGCAAUGGGCUGUUUCCCCAUCGUCUUCGCGCUCCUCGGCCGCAGCGCCGCCCUCAUCGACGCCCGCUUCUCCGGAUCCCUAAGCCCAUCGCACGCCACCAGCAUCGCACAAACCCUCCUCCACGACCUCGAACACUGGGCGCCCCUCCCCCGCCGCCUUCAACACCCCAACGCAAGCCCAACCUCCCCACCUCCCCACGACGACGAAUACGCCAUCUGCGUGUCGGCAGGCAACGCAUACAGCCUCGCAACCCGGAUCUACCUCCUCCGCAGCUGGGACCACGACCCGGACUCCCCCGCGAUCCAGUCCCUCGUCAAGCAGCUGCACUUCGAAGUCCUCAACGUGCCCAUGCACUCUGCGCCCAUGACCGCCAUGCUGUGGCCGCUGUGGGUGCUGGGGUGCGAGAGCUACACGGCCGAGAUGCGGGAUGCGAUGGUGCUGCGGACGUUGGGCCUGCUGUUCGAGAGGAACACGUUUAGGAAUAUUCAGCAGACGCGGGAGAUGCUGGAGUCGAGGAUCUGGAGGCUGGAGGGAGGUGACCACGGGGGUUUGGACGGAGGGGAUGAGGAGGGGCUGCGUGAUGGUUGUCGGCGGUAUGGACAGGCUGAGUGGGUGAGGUAUUGCUGGGAGGAGGGGAUUAGGCUUAUAUUGGCUUGA
This is a messenger RNA of Aaosphaeria arxii CBS 175.79, 1662 nucleotides long. RefSeq lists its product as uncharacterized. Gene Ontology annotation, biological process: positive regulation of transcription by RNA polymerase II. The transcript is spliced from 2 exons. The coding region runs from base 1 to 1662 and encodes 553 amino acids. Gene Ontology annotation, cellular component: nucleus. The record is from RefSeq and is a predicted model, not a curated record. Gene Ontology annotation, molecular function: transcription cis-regulatory region binding; zinc ion binding; DNA-binding transcription factor activity, RNA polymerase II-specific. Lineage: Eukaryota; Fungi; Ascomycota; Dothideomycetes; Pleosporales.